UUUCCCUGUGGAAUUCCGGCUCUAGGCCUUCGGCUAACAUUGGCUGCUAAGGCGGCUAAAUACACAAGACAGAGGGAAGCAAGUACUUGACGGUAGCUAGCAGUGCCACUAGCUAGCUCAUCCAUGGAUAUGUGCCCGGUUGGCGGCUGCGACCGCCGGGAACCACGUCGUUUGUGCGCGGUGACCGGUGGGCGGGGAUUCAUGGCGAGUCACCUGGUGACGGCGCUGCUCGGCUCGGGAGAUUGGUGUGUGCGGAUCACCGACCUUGGCCCCCAGGCUGCCCUGUCUCCUGCCGAGAGUGAUGGACUCCUGGGCGCUGCCCUCCGCGAUGGCCGCGCCGCCUACUUCUCUGUCGACGUCUGCGAAUUAGCCCAGCUUACAAAAGCUUUGGAAGGGGUAGAUACUGUUUUCCACACUGCUGCGGCGGAUCAUACCAACAACAACUUCCAACUUCAUUACAAGGUUAAUGUCGAGGGUACAAGGAAUGUCAUCGAGGCUUGUAACACAUGCAAGGUUAAAACACUCAUAUAUACUAGUUCCAGUGGAGUUGUAUUCGAUGGAGUUCAUGGCCUCUUUGGCGUAGACGAAUCUACACCGUAUCCAGAUAAGUUUCCCGACGCAUACACAGAGACAAAGGCAGAAGCAGAAAAGAUGGUGAUAAAGUCCAACGGAAGAAAUGAGCUUCUCACUUGCUGUAUACGUCCUGGCAGCAUUUUUGGUCCUGGAGACACGAUAGUGCCAAUUUUAGUAUCUUAUGGAGGAAUGAUGAUCAUUGUUGGUGAUGGCAAGAAUUGUGAUGAUUUUGUAUAUGUUGAGAAUGUAGCGCAUGGUCAUGUAUGUGCUGAGAAAACUCUUUCUACCAUAGACGGUGCAAAGAGAAGUGGAGGCAAAGCCUAUUUUAUAACAAAUAUGGAGCCUGUAAAUAUGUGGGACUUUGUUUAUAUGAUUUUGGAAGAACUUGGAUACAAAAGCCGAUUCAGAUUAAGAAUACCUUCAUAUUUUCUCAAGCCAAUAACAUAUCUGGUAGAUUGGAGCUACCAUAAUAUAUUCUCUCACUAUGGAAUGCGUCAACCUGGCAUGCUAACUUCCGCAAGCAUUAAGUAUGCGACGCUGAAUAGAACAUUCAACUGCAACAAUGCUGCUCAACAACUUGGUUACAAACCAAUAGUGUCACUCAAGGAGGGAGUAAAGAUGACUACUGAUUUCUACAGGCGAUUAAGAGCAUGAGAUAUGCACAUUUUUAUUUUAGAAGAAAGAGGGUGCACAAUUAAGAAACGUCAACUGUCUACACCAAGCAAUGUCUAGAUAUCUGUCUUUCUAUUAGUGGUUGAAAUGUGGUGGCAAUACUGGACCAUAAUAAGAUUCACAAUCUAUUGCACAUAUUACCAUGAAUAGUGUGCCAAGAAAAGAACACAUACAUGUAAUAGUUGAAAUUAAUUACUUUGAUGUGUGGUUAAUCCUUUCACUAUUGAAGAAUUUUGUGGCUAA
Aegilops tauschii subsp. strangulata is the source of this 1488-nucleotide messenger RNA. RefSeq names its product 3beta-hydroxysteroid-dehydrogenase/decarboxylase. Gene Ontology annotation, molecular function: oxidoreductase activity, acting on the CH-OH group of donors, NAD or NADP as acceptor. The record is from RefSeq and is a predicted model, not a curated record. Lineage: Eukaryota; Viridiplantae; Streptophyta; Magnoliopsida; Poales; Poaceae. Gene Ontology annotation, biological process: steroid biosynthetic process.